ACAUCACCGCCUUUUUUCUAACCACUCCGUACUUUCUGUCCUUCUGUUAUUUUCCUGUCGUUUCCCAACACAUCACGAACACCGCAGGUGCACAGGGCAUCCUCCUGAUUUUAUGCUCUUUGUCUUUUUUUUCUUCAGGUGGAAAGCGUUUUGGUAGCAGCAAAACAUAUCCAUCCACGACGGCGACGAGGAGGCAGGGCUUUCCUCACCUGUAGAUCCCAUUCCUCGCCCUCCUGUCCUGCCUGUCAUCACCGCCUCUUUAGCAUCUACGUGUAGCUGCAAACAUCAAGGGUUACUGACGAGCUCCAUGGCCCUUCCCGUGCAGCGCACCUAGACCACAUUUCUGCAAACUGUAUCAGUGGCCUUAACCCCUCCCCCCAACAUUUCUCCACAUUUUCACCCUCUCUAACCGUCCCCCCACUCAAACUCCUCAUUCUCCUCUCGGUCUCCUGCCAUCGCGCCCAGCUGUGGCCAUCACAGGGCACGCUCGCUGGCUUUCACCUGACAGGUCCCUGGCCUCAGGACAACAGCCAGCACAAACACGUUCCCUACAUGAGGGACAAAGCAACACAGACCCCCAGGGCCUGGGCAGAUGAGAGGAGGAGGGGCUCUCAUAAACGCUCAGCUUCCUGUGGGAGCACCGACCAGCUCAAGGAGAUUGCCAAAUUGCGUCAGCAGCUUCAGCGCAGCAAACGCAGCAGCCGCCAUCGGAGGGAUAAAGAGCGCAAGUCCCCAUUCAAUGGCAGCCAUGCUAUCAUCCAGUCGCAGUCACCUAUGCCCAAGACCAUUCUGAUCCCCAUCCCUAUAUCCAAGUCAUCGGCCCCUCGUUUCCGCAACAGUGUGGAGGGCCUCAACCAGGAGAUUGAACGCAUCAUUAUCCGCGACACCCCUGAGAAGGAUGAGACCAUAGUGCCACAGGAUGUCCCAGAUGGGCACCGUGCACCGCCACCUGUCCCCCCACAGCGCAGCAGCAGCACCCGCAGCAUCGACACACAGACACCCUCAGGGGGCGGCCUAAGUGGUAACCACAGCAACUGCAGUAGCCGUCCUGACUCCAUCUCACCCUCCUACCUCAGCGUCCUCAACGACACAGGUGGAGGCAGCCCCUAUGAGGAUAAAGAGCUGGGCCCCUGUUCCCCGCUACCUAAAUAUGCUGCCUCUCCCAGGCCUAACAACAGCUACUGGUUCAAGAGAGAACCUCCAGAGGGCUGCGAGAGGGUCAAAGUGUUCGAGGAGUCCAUGCCCAAACCACUUCAGGAGAUCCCUCCCUUCCUGUGUCCUGACCGCAACAAGGUCAACUUCAUCCCCAACAGCGGCUCUGCCUUCUGCCUCGUCAGCAUCCUCAAACCCUUACUCCCUGCCCAAGAGCUCAGCUUCCGCCCUGGGAUGGGCCUGCGAAGCCUGUCCCCUUCCCUUGUGCCUCUGUCCACCCAACCCUGCCUCCUGGAGGAGCCCGAGAGCUUCUGACAAGUCGUUUAAAUCACCAAAGCCCCCAGGACCCCCGCCCACACACACAAACAAUCAGAUAACAUUUGAAACAAGGAAAACAACCUUUGUGCUCCAAAAAAUGAGCUUGUCAGCUCAGCUCUCGCUGAUGUCCUUAUCUUGUUGAAACAGCACUUCCUCUUCAGCCUCUCCUCCUGAGACAACACGAGAGUUCUGCAGCCCUGUGCAGGGGUCUGCAGCUAACAUUCCAUCGCUUUCUUCUAUCUUCAGUGCUGGUUAUGUUCUGGUUUUUGGAAGGACAAGGCAAAAGGACAGACUCUUUUAUUUCAUCAUAUUAUACCAUGGCGCCUUUUCACAGACAUAUCUCUUUUUCUAUCUGUUAUUUCUCUUGAUAUAAAAUAUGCCUUCCAUUACAAAAAAAAAACAAAAAACAGAGAUUGACCACGGAGGCUCAUUUUGGUGCUGCCAGAUAUAUCGUAGCAAAACUUGAAGGGUUGUGACAAGGAGAUGUUCAAAAAUGUGCCUGACCUUUUUGACCACUCAGUUUCCCCAAACCAGCUUAGUGUUCUGAUCAUGUGUGAUCUUAAGCACAACACACGAUCGUUGCACUAGGGUGGCCAUAGAUACAUGCUGAAGGGCAGGGCCAAGCUUCAGAAAUACAAGGAAGCAUUCAGGCCACCUGUGAACCAAAUCCAGACAUUUGUUUUGUACUUUUAUCAGCCAUUUACAGUGAAAGCUGGUACAAGGUGAUGCCUUUGUUCUGCUAACUGGUAGCAAUGACCUGGGCCCCUGCUGAGAGGUGUGUAUCUGUGGGAAACACAGGCCAGGGCUUUGACGUGCAGCAG
Messenger RNA from Monopterus albus (swamp eel), 2291 nucleotides. RefSeq names its product family with sequence similarity 117 member Ba (gene fam117ba). Lineage: Eukaryota; Metazoa; Chordata; Actinopteri; Synbranchiformes; Synbranchidae. The transcript is spliced from 9 exons. The record is from RefSeq and is a predicted model, not a curated record. Bases 553 to 1467 code for a protein of 304 amino acids.